Messenger RNA from Camellia sinensis, 1315 nucleotides. Its product is annotated as mRNA-decapping enzyme-like protein. Gene Ontology annotation, molecular function: mRNA binding; enzyme activator activity. Lineage: Eukaryota; Viridiplantae; Streptophyta; Magnoliopsida; Ericales; Theaceae. Gene Ontology annotation, biological process: deadenylation-independent decapping of nuclear-transcribed mRNA; positive regulation of catalytic activity; deadenylation-dependent decapping of nuclear-transcribed mRNA. The record is from RefSeq and is a predicted model, not a curated record. Gene Ontology annotation, cellular component: P-body.
AUGAGUGAGAAUGGGAAAUUGAUGCCGAAUCUGGACCAAGAGAGCACCAAACUUCUAAACUUGACAGUUCUUCAGCGCAUGGAUCCCUUUGUCGAAGAGAUUCUCAUCACUGCUGCUCAUGUCACCUUCUAUGAAUUCAACAUUGACCUCACCCAAUGGAGUCGCAAGGAUGUUGAAGGAUCUCUAUUUGUCGUUAAGAGGAAUACUCAACCUCGGUUCCAGUUUAUUGUAAUGAACCGGCGAAAUACAGAUAAUUUGGUAGAGAAUCUCUUGGGAGAUUUUGAGUAUGAAGUCCAAGGUCCAUAUUUGUUAUAUCGGAAUGCAGCCCAAGAAGUAAAUGGUAUAUGGUUUUACAAUCGACGGGAAUGUGAGGAGGUUGCUAAUCUCUUUAGCAGGAUACUAAAUGCAUACUCAAAGGUGCCUCCAAAAUCCAAGGUAUCUUCAGUGAAAAGUGAGUUUGAAGAAUUGGAAGCAGUCCCGACUAUGGCAGUAAUGGAUGGUCCUCUAGAGCCACCUUUGUCAACUGCAUCCAACAUCACAGAUGUUUCUGAUGACCCACCCUUCGUGAAUUUCUUCAAUGCGGCCAUGACUAUUGGGAAUGAUCCAAAUGUUGCAAGGACCGGACAACCUUACCAGUGUUCUGCAGUGAUUCCUCCUCCUCGCCCACCCAUUGUUCCUCUGCCCGUACCAACCAUUCAGGGACCGCCAUCUCCUAUGUUAACAUCCACUUCUUUAAUUUCCCACCUCAAUACCCCUGAAAGUAGCAACAAUAGCAAUCAAGCCACAAAUCUUGUAAAGCCAUCAUCAUUUUUCAGUCCUUCCUCUUCUGCGCUGAUAAUGCCAGCCAUCUCUUCAUCUAUGCCAAAUGCUCCUCUGUUUAAUCAUUCUGGGACUCUGCAACGCCCAUAUGGUGCUCCAUUGCUUCAACCAUUUCCCCCACCCACUCCCCCGCCAUCUCUUACUCCAACUUAUAUUUCCACUCCAAAUCAUGGGCCUGUUAUUAGCAGAGAAAAAGUCCGCGAUGCCCUUCUGAUUCUUGUUCAGGACAAUCAAUUCAUUGACGUGGUUUACCGGGCUCUGCUGAACUCACAUUACUCCUGAGAGAUUUGAAGAAUCCGAAUCCAUUUAUUUGGUUGAUUUCUCUUCGACCCCAUCCAGAAAAGAAGCAAGGGGAUGUGAUUUUCUCACUAUUUGUGUAGUUUUACAUCCCACUUUACUUAAUACCCAUUAAUUUUGUAUAGCUUUUUAUCUUCAUAGGCUUAGAUGAUGGGAAUACCAUACUUUUUAAUAUAUAUAAUUGUAUGGCUUCAUUUAA